CAGUAUCUGACAACAAAGUCUCAUCUUUGAGGCGUUUCCGCAGCGCGCAUAAUUUAUGUAAUCGGAGUUACUGCGAGUUUCUCAUCCACGGAGCUGCUCGCUCGCUCAUUUCUCAACGUGGAGAUGGCAAAGAAGACGCUCAGUAAAAAAUCCUUCAAAAAAUUCUUCUCCAGGAGUGAACCCCAUUUGGAGGAGUCGUCGGUGAACAAAACGGACGAGAAAAAGAAAUUCAAAUUGCCUAAAUUGAAGCUGAAGUCGAAGGGAAGCACUUCUUCACAGAAGCAGCAGCUAUUCAGGUUAAGUUUGCACAGUCCUGAUGAACCCAAUACCGGACCAGUGAACAGAUCCAGCUGGGGUGGCAACGUCUCGGACAAGACAAGCUCAUUUAUAUCUGCCACCGGACCCAGGUCAAAGGCCCAAGAAUUGAGCUACUCUGAGACAGAUCUUCAUAAGCCCAACAAAUUUGCCACAUUUUCCUUCGGUUUGCUGAAAAAGAGAAAGAAGAAAAAAGAGGAGAAUGUAUCUCAAAGCACUUCUGGUCUCAAUAGCCCUGAUGCGCACGCUGAGAGAAAUGAAGACCUUCAUCAAAUGGUGGAUCGUCAGGGCAAGAGAAAAGCCAUGCUCAGCGUUUCUCAGCCAGCCCUCGACACCAAAGAUAGCUUUGACAUCCCGUCCCCUCCCUCCAUCCAUUCAAAACUCAUCAAAUCAUACUACGCUCUCUCACACAAAACACCUCCCACUCAGACCACCAAAGCAAGACUUGAGGAACAUCUAACAAACGGCUCACCCCUUCCUUUGCACGAUAAAGCUAAAAUCAUUCCGGUUCAAGCGGAAGAGAAAGAAAACAUUCCCGUAGAUGACAACCGAUUUGAAAGCAAUCAUACAUCAGAUUCUCAGCCGAGCAAAUCUUCUUCAUAUCAACCUCCUGAUGAUGUCAUCGGCGGAAAUUUAGCCGAGGAGCCGACACAAUCCAACGCAGACAUCGACGUCUCGAUCGGACGGCCGUCCUUUCGCGAGAUGAGAGAUGGUGAAGCUAAUACCACCGAGGCUGUUCCUUCCUCAGAAUCCGCUCCGGUCCAACAAGCCGUCUCGUUUCCUCACAUCGAGCAAACCCUUCCUGACACCUCCACCAAAACAAUCAGCCCGCCCGCCGACCAAGACGUCGUUUAUAGCGCUUUGUACGAAUCGUUGUUCCCCCGCAGUUUCACCUCGGAAGUCCUUUCGUCGCUACCAACAAGUCCUGUUGACAUCUCCCACGAAUCCGAAUCAGAACCUCUUUCAUAUUUUCAGAAGGAAACAAAUAUUUACGAGAAUCCCUCCCAGCAGACAUUUUACUCUUUCGAUACUUCUCAGGAUUUAAUCAAUCCCGAAUCCCCCCGCAGCUAUCUCCCUUCCGCUACCUACUAUUCCGAACAACUCGACUCAAUCAAAUUAAACAGUCGAUAUGAAGAAAGAUUCGAUUUAAACUCGGCCCCUCCUGUCUCUCAAUAUGUGACGUCCCAAGAGACGGACACUCGAGUUACAGAGUCCAAACGAAGGGCGAUCCUGGUAAAAGAGCUAGUCACCGAUGAGACGAGUACUGAAUCUGGACUUUCCUCUUCCAAACUAAAUGAAGUGACUCCAGCCAUUGAUUUUAAGAUAAAAAUGGAGGCGGAUAAAGAUUUAGUUUCGUCUCCUCCUCCUGGACUGAUCGAGACUUAUCCGAUGCCAUGCAGCCCGGUUUAUCUAAGUGUGGGAUCAGAUGACGGGAGCACCAUGGAUGUAUAUUUCAGCGCGGAAGAAGACAAUAUGGAAAGUUUGGAUGAGCCGACGCUUAUUAUGGAGCAAAUUGAAGAAGAGGAAAGUUUUCUAGGUCCGUCGGAGAUCAGCGACUUCGAGAAGGCGCCGGCUGAGUUUCUUCAAGUUGAAGAUGGAAAUAUUGUCACUCAGGUACUGCCGCAGAUAAAAGGAGAAUUACCGGCCGCACCGGUUCUGCAAGUGAAAGCAGCGAUGGUAUGUGAGUUUGCUGCACCCUACAGUAACAGGGAGGGGGAGGGGGGCGAUGAACCCUGGAUCAAUGUCACCCAAACAGUAGACCGCCUUCAUGAAGAAAACCAGCCCAUAAAUGUGCAAAGUCCACAAUUGCUUCCGAAUAACACAAGACAGGAAGACUUCUAUGAAUUUAAAGACACAGCGGUGCAACCUGUACCUACUUCAGAUCUAAUUCAGGAGAAGAGCCAGGAAAAUACAUUCAGAAAAAACCCUUGUAUCGUCUCGAGCACGUUAACGCUCAGCGCUGAGUUGCAAUCAGACGCCACUCCGGUGGAACACAAAAGAGUCACGCAGGAGAGUGAGUGGGUGGAUACAAUUACAGAGAGCACAGGAAACGGCGUGCGGCCAAACCAGGUAGCAGUUGAGCUGUCAGACCUGCAGGUAGACACACAACCUCCUCAGAGGGAAACCGCAGAGGAACCUUUUGGGAAACGGGAGCAUCUGACAGAAGCUGACCUUAAACAGCGAUCCCCCACCCCAUCUUCUGAAGGCUUUAACGCUGACCCCCCCAAGACCCUCGCAGACCAAGAACCUGAUGUCGAAAUGAAUUCGGGCUACAGCAGCCUGAGCAGCAACUUCUCCACGAAAAAAUCGCCUCCAGAUAAACUGGAUGAAUCCCGAUACCAAUUCCGUCAAGCAUCCCUGCUGCAUGACAAUGCACCCAAACAGGAUGUGUUAGAUUACGGCAGGAUGGAGUCCAACGGAACAAAUCUGAGCACAGAACAUGGCUGGAAAACAACAUUUGAGGGUGUCUCGAGAUUUACGUCGAAAGAGGAGCCAUUGUUUAGUCCAAGUUACAGACUGUCCGAUACUUCCUCCAGCAGCACCUACUCCUCAGCUGUUUUCCCCGAGGCCACGUCAUACAGCUACAGCAGCCAAAGCGAGCUUGGCGGGCAGCCAGCCUUCUCCGCAGACGACACGGACGCAUCCUGUUUUACCGGCGUGUUCACGGCCACGUUGGUGGAGCUUGACGACCGAGCAGGUUCCUCCUCCACACCCCCGGCCUCGCCUGACGUCGACGCCAGCCAGUUUGACAUGGACAACCUGGUGGAUACCCUGAAGAACAUGGGGCCCUCAUUGAGACAGAGAAGCGUGAGUCUACGAGGACCGACCGCCGGCCCCGUCUCGGCCUUGCCGCCCAUCGUGGAAGACGCCUCCAGCCCGGUCACCUCUGACAUCUCCAGUCCUACAAAGAGAUCUCCAUCUUCUGCUUCUGAGGCCCUCAAUGGGAUUUAUAAAAUACCUGCUGAUCUGGGCCUAAAGAGAAGCGCCUCCAGAGACACGCGCUCACCCUUGGAGUUAAUGAAGAAGGAACCUCCUGCGACGAGAGACAUGCCCGUCCGAGCAUCCGCCACCAAAAGUAUUCUCAUGAGGCAAUCCUCCGAUACUUCCGAUGAGAACAAAUCACUCAACGGAAACUCAUCUCAGCAAUCAUCCUCAAACUCCCGUCUGGACAGCAGCUACAUCUUUGGGAGUUACAAGCCCCCCUCGGUGGAUCAAACGCAGGAGAACGCCAAGUUCCAUCGCUCGGUGCUCCGCACUGGCUCGUUGCCAGAUAUGGGUCCUUCUAAUCUUCUGAAGGAGCGCAGCGAAAUCAACACCAGCACAGACUCAUCGUCUCGCUUUGAACGCUUAUCUCUUCUCACCAGUUCUCCUCCAUCCGCAUCCAGCUUCUCCAGCGUAUCCGCUGACGCUCGCAAAAGUCUCCCCUCACACCAAAGCAUCUCAUCGUUCACCUCGAGUAGCACCACCGCUCGUCUUCUCAGUCCCACCGGUUCUUUGGAGAAUCACCGACUGUUCCCCACCACAGAAUCAUCCUCUUACGCCAAGUUUGGCCAGACGGUGGGCCAGGGAAUUGGCACAAGUGCGAUCAGUACACCUUCUCUGCAAAGGAGCUUCUCUCAUGAUUCCAUGUCAGUGGGCAGCCAACAGAAUCCACUGAUCAACAACAACCUCCUCAGAGGAGCUCAAGUCCCCAAAGUUGAACCAGAGAGGAAUGUCAAAUACAGAGCCUUUCCUGAUGCCUACCUCACCAAAGAAAAGGAACAUGGAAAGCUCAACCCCCGUCCUGGGAAAAUGUACAUUUUUGACCGGCCCGGGAUGUGCGGCCAGAGGAUCGAGUUGAGUAGUGAUGUUGUCGACGCCACGUCUUGGGAGCUGCAGGAGACCAUUUCCAUCAGGGUGGUCAGAGGAGGAUGGGUGCUGUAUGAAAAACGCAACUUCAAAGGAGAGAAGAUCGCCCUGGAUGAGGGCGAUAUCGAGAUCACUUGUCCUUUUCCGCAAUCGGAGGAGGAGGGGGAGCAGCAGACCAAUGGCCAAAAAGUCACCGAAGAGAAGAAGGAGAAGGAACAGAACGGGGAACCAAGUGAGGGAGAGACAAAAGCCAAGAGGUUCAUCAUUGGAUCUAUUCGAAGAGUAGUGAGGGACUACAGCGUCCCUGAAAUCAGUUUAUUCCCAGAGGAGAACGCUGAGGGCAAGAAGGUUAUCUUCAGAGAUACAUCAGAGGAUGCACGAAUUUUUGGAUUCCCCAUCAGGGCUAAUUCCAUCAUCAUUAAUGCCGGACUGUGGCUGGUGUUUUCCAAACCCUUUUUUGAGGGCUCACCGCGCGUGUUGGAGGUCGGGGGAUAUUCCAAUCCCGCUUCCUGGGCUGUGGAACAACCGUAUGUGGGCUCGUUGCAUCCACUCAAAAUAGGGGAGCCAAAAGUGGAAAACAUUGGUGAACCAAAGCUUGAGGUUUUCGAAAGGUCCUAUUUCACCGGCAAAUCAAGGAUGCUCACCGGUAAUACGAGAGAUUUCAUGACUCGAGUGGACAGGCAGCAGGGUGCCUUCAUGUACUCUGUGGGGUCCCUGAAAGUGCACGGAGGAAUGUGGGUGGGCUAUGAGAAGGAGGGAUAUCGAGGCAACCAGUAUCUGCUGGAGGAAGGCGAAUACCACGACUGGAGGGUGUGGGGAGCCACCAACUCGGAGCUCCGCUCCGUUCGGCUCCUACAAGCUGAUUUGAGCGACCCCUUAAUGGUGCUGUUCGAGCAGCCGGAAGAGGAGGAGGGUGUUGCGCAAGAGGAGAACACCUUCGAAGUGACAGAGGCCAUUCCGGAUGUUGAGUUGUUUGGCUACAAAAUCAACACUCGUUCCCUUCAAGUAUUCAGCGGCCUGUGGGUCGCGUACUCCCAUGUGGACUACUCUGGUAAUCAGUACAUCCUGGAGAAAGGGUUCUAUAGUAAUUGCGCCGACUGGGGUUCUCGUGACACUCGCAUCUGCUCCGUGCAGCCAAUUCGUUUGGCUCCAAGUGACGGUAACAGGACCAGAAACGAGAUAUUAUUGUACUCGGAACCGGAAUACAGAGGCAAGUGCCUUAUCUUCAACUAUAAAGAGGAAGCUGCAACUGAAGAAUUCCAGAUCAAGUCCUGCAGAGUUGUUGGAGGAAGCUGGGUUCUCUAUGAGAAUAAAGACUUUUCGGGGAUCAUGUAUGUCUUAUCAGAAGGAGGCUAUAGCACGUUGAUAAGCAUGGGCUGCACACCAAGCACCUUCAUCCGGUCUGUCAAGGCUGUGCCAAUGACUUUCUCAGUUCCAUCCAUCUCAUUGUUUGGAUUGGAAGGUCUAGAGGGAAGAGAGAUCGCAACAGAUUCCGAGCUUGUCAACAUGGUAGCGGAGGGCUUCAAUGAUCAUGUUCUGUCAGUCAGAGUCAACAGUGGCUGCUGGGUGCUAUGUGAGUUUAGCAACUAUAGAGGGCGCCAGUUCCUUUUGGAGCCUAUCGAAAUCACUAACUGGCCCAAGUUCAGCUCUGUGCAGACUGUUGGCUCCAUGUAUCCAGUCAGACAGAAGCGGCACUAUUUCCGCAUCAGAAAUGCAGAGAGUCGUCACCUCAUGUCCAUCCAGGGUGGAGUGGAGGAGAUGAAGUCCGGACGGGUUGUGGUCGCACCGGAAGUCGAGCCCAUGAGUGACAUCUGGUUCUAUCAGGAUGGACUCAUCAAGAAUAAACUUUCCCCAGUCAUGAGCCUUCAAGUGAUGGGCAAUGUUGAGUCCGGAGCCAAAUUAAUUUUAUGGAACGAGACCCGGCAACCUUCUCAGACAUGGACGGCCCAGAUGACAGGACGACUCAGCAGCAUUACAUUCCCCGGAAUGGUCAUUGAUGUCAAAGGUGGUCAAAACUAUGACAAGGAGCAUGUGGUGAUUAUGCCAGAGAAUGACGAGAGGUUAAGCCAACAGUGGGAACUUGUGCUGCUCAAAUAAGCUAUCACAGAUAUGUUGCUUAUUGUCAGAAUAUCACCCCAAAAUACUGCCUUAUUAAUUUAAUCACAAUCCGUUGUAUUUAUCAUAUUUCUCCCCAAGGAAUAUUCUAUAUUUGUGUUAUGUAGUAUAUUGAGUACGGGAAGGAGUAUUCAUGCAUAUCUUGUGGGGGAAGAGUUUGACCAAUCAGACUUCUUCUUUUUUUUUUUUUUUAUGCCUGCAGUUUACAAUGGCACACUCCGCUCAAGUUUUUGUCAUAUAUAUAUAAAAAGUCAACUAGUGCUUAAAAUGAACAGAUGAUGAAUGAAGCCAAAGAAUGUAUGGUCUGCAAAAUGUUUUAAAGCUAUUUUUAUAUUGUAUCAAACAUUUUAUGGUAUUCCUCAUCUCUAUGCAAUAUAUAAAGAGAGAAAUAUAGAAUGAGAUAUAACUAAUACCUACAUGGUACCUGCAUGUUGUUCUUUAAUGCUAAAGUCAUAAUAUAUAAAGGAGGGUGUGGUUUUAAAAUGCUAAUAAACUAUAAACAUUGUCCAAAAAAAAUAAAAAA
This is a messenger RNA of Syngnathus typhle (broad-nosed pipefish), 6802 nucleotides long. RefSeq names its product crystallin beta-gamma domain containing 2 (gene crybg2). The coding region runs from base 124 to 6261 and encodes 2045 amino acids. NCBI's taxonomy places the organism in Eukaryota, Metazoa, Chordata, Actinopteri, Syngnathiformes, Syngnathidae. The transcript is spliced from 25 exons. The record is from RefSeq and is a predicted model, not a curated record.